AUGCACGCUCGCCGUGGAGGGAAGGGACGCCGAAGAGGUAGAACAGGCGUUAGUGGCUCUCCCCGUCGAGCUGGUGCAGCUGCUAAUGCUGUCAGGGAGACGCCGUCCACAGCUGCUGCGCUGGCCGCGCUCGCCGUCCAGCACGCUUCGCAUGAAGACCUCCUCGGUGUUGCGUACAGUCACAGGGCAGCGCUGAGACCUGGUUUGCUUUCCCAGGCCCUGCUGAGGUUGGCGAAGCCUCUCGUCCAGGUCUCCAGGCAGACCGCAAGGGAAGCCGUCCUCGCGGACCCACGGCUGCAGGCCCUCUUCCUGGCAGCGUCCUCGCCGGCGGCCGCGGACGGCGGCGAAACGGCGGCGGAACCAGCAGCAGCAGGUGGCACCAACCAAUCCCUCUCGGGACCCCAGGCGGCCGACGUCGUGUGGGCGUGCGGCUUGCUCCAGUGGCUCCCGGCGGACGACGACGACGGUGCCGCCGCUAGUGGUGGCCACCGCCGUCUCGCCCAGCUCGUGGCACUUGUCGCGCGAGCAGCCUCCUCAAAGGUCGGCAUCGACGAUGGCCACGUGACGAACGUGCUGUGGGCGCUCGAGCGAUUAGGAGUCUCGAAAUCACCGGCGGAGAAGAAGAGGAAGAGGAAGGCAUGCGAAGCAGAGGCCGCGCGGGGGGCAGAGACGCCGAUAGCAGCGCCCGGCUGUGGGGCGAAGGCGGCGGUAGAGACGGAGGGGAAAGGUGGAAGCGGGGGCGGGGGGGUAUGGGAAGGCGACGAGGCGGUGGAGGAGCUCCGGAGCAGGGUCGAGAACCUUCCUUUCCGCGCAAUUCCGUCGCUGUUUGAGGGUCUGCGAGUCGAAGACUUCAGGGACGAGGUGGCGUUCCGACGGGACGAGAUUCUUCUCGGCGGUGGAAAGGUCCUCUCCGAGUCCAGGCUCACGGCGUGGCAGAGUAGCGACGGCCUCCCCUUCGCCUACAGCGGGAAGGUCAUGGAGCCUACGUCGUUCUCGCCGAACGUGCUCCGCCUUCGCGACGCCCUCUACGAGCGGACCGGAGUGCUCUAUGACGGGGUCCUGCUUAACCUGUACGAGUCCAGGUCGAGCGCCAUGCGAUACCACUCCGACCCAGACGUCGGCACAAUCUGGACGCAGGACACGUCGGUGGUGUCGGUGGGGGACACGCGGCAGUUCGCCCUACGCCGGACCCUGGACCACUCCCCGCGCGGGAGGCACGCCUUCUACCUCUCUAGCGGGGACUGCGUGAGGAUGACGGACGGGUGCCAGCGGGACUACCAGCACUGCGUGAAGGUCGCCAAGGAGGAGGUCGGCGCGAGGAUAUCGCUCGUGUUCAAGCAGAGCAUCUCGGGCCGGGAACGGAGACGGGGGGUGGCCGCUGAAGGCGUUGCUGUCGGUGGCGGUGGUAGUGGUGGUGGCUCUGGUACUGCUGCAGACAUCGCGGAAACACCCUAG
Messenger RNA from Ectocarpus siliculosus, 1455 nucleotides. The record is from the annotation of a GenBank genome assembly. NCBI's taxonomy places the organism in Eukaryota, Phaeophyceae, Ectocarpales, Ectocarpaceae.